Serpula lacrymans var. lacrymans S7.9 is the source of this 1594-nucleotide messenger RNA. RefSeq lists its product as uncharacterized. The record is from RefSeq and is a predicted model, not a curated record. Bases 54 to 1448 code for a protein of 464 amino acids. The transcript has 6 exons. Gene Ontology annotation, molecular function: oxidoreductase activity. NCBI's taxonomy places the organism in Eukaryota, Fungi, Basidiomycota, Agaricomycetes, Boletales, Serpulaceae.
GACCAUCACUCAUUCCUCCCUUCCAUUGAGCUAGAGUCUCCUAGUCAACCAUCAUGCCCCUAGACCUCCCUGCAACCAUCAAACCAGGCAUUGUUAAUUUUCCUGGAAGGACACCGGAAACUCAGGAGACUGUUCAACGUUUACUUGCAGACGAUCGUCGGGAGAAUCAUUGCUUUUUUGUUGCUUCUGGACUUCAUAAUCAUUUGAGCCACCACCUGUUGGCGGCGUAUGACUUGGGAGCAUCAACCAAGCUUUUACAAGACAUAUACAAUGAGGAGAAUAAGUCACAGAGGCCAAUCUUGAGCGGAUCUGCAAACGAUAGUAUUGAUGAACAUCAGCCUCAAAUCAAUCGCGAUAACUUUGAGCAUUAUCUUGGAAAGCAAAAGUACUAUUCUGCCUUUCUGAGUUUCUUCACUGCCGAAAUCGCCACACAUGGAGUUCCAGACACACUGGAAGCACUUGUAUUCAAUCCCUCCGUCAACAAGGCCGAAAGCAAUAUGCUGUCGAGGUUUUUGGCUGGCGCAUUCCAUCCUUUUAUUCAAACUGGGUAUGGUGCCGAGUUUGAUAGCGAUGCUAUGAUAGCGCAAGAAGAUACAAUACCAAAAGGAGGAUUGCCCUUGCUGUGUAUCCUUCGCCAAGUUUAUGACUCGAACAUUCUGAAACCAGUCAUGCCGUACGAUCCGAAUGCUCUUCUGAGUUCCCGCAGAAAAGCACUCAUGAAAGACGGGAGACCAGAAGAAAUCAAGCGAAUAUGCCGACUAUGGUGGAAGUCGACCUCGGCUGAAGACGAGGUAGAAUUGGGGAAUAAAGUCGAGGAGUUUUUCUGGAUGUCAACUCUCUUGCUGGCAGCUACAGGAAAAGAGGGGCGUAAACCAAGGCUGGAUUUCUUCCUCAUGCAUGUCCUUAAUGCAACGAUUUUCCUUCCAUCUCUGCUGAAGAUCAUUCCAACGAAAGCAUCGAGAAUCAAACUUUUGAAGGGGCUUUUACCGGUUGUGGUCAUGUAUGUCCUGAUGCGCGGACGCCCCAGAAUCAAUCCAGAGCUUUUGUUGUCGUAUACCGCUGUGCCCCGCCCUCCGAACUUUGACGAAUAUAUGCUGCAAAAGCCCAGCGCGUCGGCAAUCGGUGGACCCUGUGGAACUGAAUCUUAUCUGAACCCAUGGCAUGGUAUUCUAGUGUCCGUGGUACAUGCUCCGGACGCUCAUACUCUGAAGGCCAUACGCACUCUCUACUAUGCUGCUCAACACUACGGGCACAAAGCUCCUGGACAGGUUCUCGGCUCCUCUUACAAUGGGAAAGAAACACACGUUGGCGUCGAGAAGCUAGACGGAACUGUAUUUGUCCGAGCUGCUGGCGUGAUUAUGGACACUCUUGGAUGGGUCUCGCAUGGUGAGGGAGCUGGGAAAUGGGAUUACAGUGGGUUAGGAUGGGAAGAUGCGUGGAAAGAGUAAGAUCGUUAAGAAUGUUUUGUAUUCUCAGUUCUGUACUACUACUGUUUCUCAGUCUAUUCUUCUUGUACAACAGUUGCUGUAUUUUUAGCCAGGACCAUCGCGAUGCUGGAGGCGAAACUCAAUUUAUUAUGUGCUGUAAUAUUUUU